Messenger RNA from Brassica napus (rape), 1795 nucleotides. Its product is annotated as protein SOMBRERO. Lineage: Eukaryota; Viridiplantae; Streptophyta; Magnoliopsida; Brassicales; Brassicaceae. Gene Ontology annotation, molecular function: DNA binding. Gene Ontology annotation, biological process: regulation of DNA-templated transcription. The record is from RefSeq and is a predicted model, not a curated record. The coding region runs from base 549 to 1628 and encodes 359 amino acids. The transcript is spliced from 4 exons.
AGAAAACUGAUUUAUUUACAUAUAAUAACACAUAAACAAUUCAAUAUGAUGUAUGAUGAGUUUGUAAGAUAAUUUGCUCAUAAGAUUUACAAGAAAUUGCAGUGAACAAAAAAAAGAUUUAUAAGAAAUUGCAUAUUCUAGAGAAUAUCUAUUUUUAGUUGUGCAUAAAGAUAGUUUUAAAUCAACAAGAAAAGUUACAAUAGGAAUUGCGGAUACAAUAAAGUAUUUCUCAUAUAUUUCUGUGACCAGCUUUGCUAUAUUAAAUUGAAAAGAAAAUAAUAGUGGCACUAAUCCAUAGAAAGCCGAGUCUCUCCCUCAUCUCUUUCUAUCUCAAAGAAGAAGAAAGAGAGAGACAGAAACCCUAAACAUCGUGCCCUUUAAGCUACGAUAUCUUCAGUUUUGUUGAAGUUCAUUUUGCUUGCUUGUUUGCCUUCUCUCUUUCACUGUCUUCUACCUCUUGCCUCUAACAGAAGCAAUACUUUCCGACCUCCAAGGGCAAAGGAGAAAAGGGAAGCAUCUUUAAUUUUUUUUAAAGAAGAGUACGCAUAAUGGAGAUAGGCUCGUCGUCCACAGUGGCCGGAGGAGGACAGCUCUCGGUGCCUCCAGGUUUUCGGUUUCAUCCAACCGAGGAGGAGCUUCUCUAUUAUUACCUCAAGAAGAAGGUUUCUUAUGAACCAAUUGAUUUAGAUGUCAUUAGAGAAGUUGAUCUCAACAAGCUUGAACCUUGGGAUCUUAAAGAAAAAUGCAGAAUCGGGUCGGGUCCUCAAAACGAGUGGUACUUCUUUAGCCACAAGGACAAGAAAUAUCCAACUGGAACCCGAACGAACCGGGCCACUGCAGCCGGGUUCUGGAAGGCUACUGGUAGAGACAAAUCCAUACACCUAAACAGCUCCAAGAAGAUUGGACUUCGUAAGACUCUUGUCUUCUACACUGGUCGUGCUCCUCAUGGCCAAAAAACUGAAUGGAUCAUGCACGAAUAUCGCCUAGACGAUAACGAAAACGAGAUCCAGGAAGAUGGGUGGGUUGUAUGCAGAGUGUUCAAGAAGAAGAACCAUUUUAGAGGAUUUCACCAAGAACAAGAUCAAGAUCAUCAUCAUCACCAAUACAUAAGCACCAACAAUGAUCAUGAUCACCAUCAUCAUCAGCAUCACACUGAAUCCAAUUCAAACAAUCAUUCUUCUUUGAUCCCACUAUCUCUGGAUCAUCAUCAUCAUAACAUGGGAAGACAGAUCCACAUGCCGUUACAUGAGUUUUCAAACACUUUAAGCCACGGGUCAAUGCAUCUCCCUCAGCUCUUUAGCCCUGACUCGGCCGCAGCAGCAGCAGCAGCCCAACCGUUUGUGUUGUCAAUCAACACAACAGACAUUGAAUGCUCACAGAAUCUACUGAGGCUGACUUCUAACAACAACAACUAUGGCGGAGACUGGUCGUUUCUGGACAAGCUUCUCACUACGACCAACAUGAAUCAGCAGCAGCAAGUGCAGAACCAUCAGGCAAAAUGUUUUGGUGACUCAAGUAACAACGACCAGGCUGUUACUCAUGACCAUCUGGGCAAUAAUAAUGGUAAUGAAAGGUUCCCGUUUCACUAUCUGGGAAACGAUGCUAAUCUUCUCAAGUUCCCAAAGUAGACCAAAUCAAAUUUGAUUUGAUUUGUUCAAUCUCAUGUUUUCAAUUUUACUCUCUUCUUUAAGCUGUUGGACUUAUCACAGCAACCACGUUAAUGUUUCUGAAAUCUGUUACAUUUUUCUUCUAUAAUUCGGUCUUUCAUUAAUGAAAAACUACCCUCAAGGUUCAA